CGUAUUCAUUUGCUUUAUUAUAAUUUACCAUCAGAUUGAGACAUAAUUAUGGCUAUUAAAAGAGGACUAAUUGAGUAACGUAUAACCUUAAAGUAUUUUUCGCAUAGGUUGAUCUCAAGUUUCAUAAAAAUCGAAAACGUUUAAUGUAAUUUGUCCCAAAGACUGUGCCAUAGGAUGUCGCUAUUGUACGCAUGCGCAUUGGGUUUGUUUAGAAUUUGACUUCCGGUGAAGUUUGGGACAAAUCACCCAUAAGAAAAUGCACCAGAGCUCCCAAAACGCUCCUCUUUUUGGGGACGACGACGACGUCAUCCCGUCAAAAAAGUCCGAAGUCAGGCACCCCGUGGUGUCCUUCCUGCAUCUGUUCUUCCGAACGAGCGCCAUCUUGGUGUACUUGUUGUACGACGACUACAGCAGUCACUUCAUCGCCUGCAUGGUCACGAUCAUCCUGCUCCUGUCAUGUGACUUCUGGACCGUCAAGAACGUGUCAGGGAGAUUGAUGGUGGGCCUGCGGUGGUGGAAUCAAGUCCACGAAGAUGGGACGAGCCAUUGGGUGUUCGAGGCAAGGAAGGCUGACAGUUUGAAACAGACGACCAGCGCCGAGUCCAAGAUCUUCUGGCUCGGCCUCAUCGUGUUUCCCGCCCUCUGGGUCAUCUUCGUCUUCAGCGUCAUCCUGACCUUUCAAAUUAAAUGGCUGGCCGUCGCCGUGAUGGGCCUCGUGCUGCAAGGGGCCAACCUGUACGGCUACGUCAGGUGUAAGAUGCGGGGCGAGUCCAGCCUCAGGAGCGUGGCCAAGAACUACCUCGGGGCGCAACUCCUCAAACAGGCAAUGAGGACAACAUAGCAGGCGACAGCCGAGCAAUUUGCGGACCGGGAGGUGAAGGUCUUAUUUUGAAUGGCCGCUGUUUGUUUGUUUGCCGUAAACUUUGGAUUUUGUGCAUCGUUACGUCGGGAAUGGCGAGUGCACGUUUCACCAAUGUUCCAUCAAAACAAUGGAAUGCAUGAAAUGUUUUUCCACCGGGAGUGAAGCGAUUAAUUGCGAUAUCGCUGGCCUAGCGUAAUGGCCUAAGGGAGCUUUUGAUGUUUUGGGGAAAAUGAAGAAAAAAAAACACAACAAAUUGGACAAAUUAAGAAAACCAUGACCCGUGAAUCUAUAUUUCUUUUGUAAUAAUAUGCUCAAAUGGUGAUAAUUGUUAAAACUGCACG
Messenger RNA from Syngnathoides biaculeatus (alligator pipefish), 1203 nucleotides. Its product is annotated as Golgi apparatus membrane protein TVP23 homolog B-like. Gene Ontology annotation, cellular component: Golgi membrane. NCBI's taxonomy places the organism in Eukaryota, Metazoa, Chordata, Actinopteri, Syngnathiformes, Syngnathidae. The coding region runs from base 257 to 841 and encodes 194 amino acids. The record is from RefSeq and is a predicted model, not a curated record. The transcript has 7 exons. Gene Ontology annotation, biological process: vesicle-mediated transport; protein secretion.